This is a messenger RNA of Dendrobium catenatum, 2327 nucleotides long. RefSeq names its product kinesin-like protein KIN-14J. The record is from RefSeq and is a predicted model, not a curated record. The transcript has 9 exons. Gene Ontology annotation, biological process: microtubule-based movement. Bases 153 to 2327 code for a protein of 724 amino acids. NCBI's taxonomy places the organism in Eukaryota, Viridiplantae, Streptophyta, Magnoliopsida, Asparagales, Orchidaceae. Gene Ontology annotation, molecular function: microtubule binding; microtubule motor activity; ATP binding.
UGAAGAAACAUCUGGCCAAGAAGUCUGAAGCUGAGAUUCAGCAUGCAAAGUUUGAAAUCUUACUCAAUAAAUGCCUUCAAGAAUGCCAGCCCAGAUAUGAAGCCCUUGAAAAGAAGCAUAAUGAGUGUCAUCAUCUGAUUGCUGAAAUUGAUAUGUUGCGGGCUAAGUGUGAAGCUCUUACCAACAAAUGUCUUCAGGAAUGUCAACCUAAGUAUGAAGCACUUAAAAGAAUUUUAGCUGAAGAGACCGCUGAGAGGAAGCGAUUCUAUAAUGAACUGAUUGAAGUGAGAGGGAACAUUAGGGUUUUCUGUAGAUGCAGGCCACUCAGCCCCGAAGAAACUUCCAAGAGUUAUAAUUCUGUGGUAGAAUUUGAUCCAUCUAAAGAUACUGAGUUGCAAAUUACCUGUACUGACUCCUCAAAAAAGAUAUAUAAAUUUGAUCAUGUUUUCAGUCCCAAAGACGACCAAGAAGCUGUAUUUACUGAGACUUUGCCAAUUGUGAAAUCUGUAAUGGAUGGCUUCAAUGCUUGCAUAUUUGCAUAUGGGCAAACUGGGACUGGGAAGACAUUCACUAUGGAAGGAACUCCCGAAUGUAGAGGUGUGAAUUAUAGAGCCUUGGAAGAACUUUUCAGGAUUAUGAAAGAGAGAAUGGUCUUAAUGCAAUAUGAAUUUUCAUUUAGUAUGUUGGAGGUGUAUAAUGAGAAAAUCAGGGAUCUUCUGGCAGAUAACUCCGAUUUAAAUGCCAAAAAGUUGGACAUAAAGCAAUCAGCAGAAGGAACUCAGGAAGUUCCUGGGCUUGCUGAAGUUCAAGUACGCAGCAUAGAUGAGGUGUGGGAGAUGCACAAAUCAGGAGGAAGAAAUAGAUCAGUUGGGUCAACUAAUGCUAAUGAGCUCAGCAGUCGUUCUCAUUCGUUGGUCCGUUUGAUGGUCAAGGCAGAGAACUUGGUGACUGGGGAGAGGAGCAAAAGCUUCCUGUGGUUGGUGGAUUUAGCAGGCAGCGAACGUGCAGGCAAGAUUGAAGCUGAGGGAGAGAGGCUUAAGGAAUCACAGUUCAUAAACAAAUCCCUCUCAGCCCUUGGUGAUGUUAUAUCGGCUCUUGCCUCUAAGAAUUCCCACAUUCCAUAUAGGAAUUCAAAACUAACUCAUUUGUUGCAAAGUUCUUUGGGUGGGGAUUGCAAGACUUUGAUGUUUGCACAGAUUAGCCCUAGUUUAGCAGAUUUAGGAGAGACUCUUUGUACUCUUAAUUUUGCUAGUAGAGUGCGUGGAGUUGAGCAUGGCCCAGCCAGAAAGCAGCCUGAUCCUGCUGAUAACUUCAAGCUCAAGCAGAUGGUUGAAAAGUUACGGCAGGAAGAAAAAGAAGUGAGUAAACUCAAUGAAAGCUUGCAGAUGAUGCAUAUCAAAUACGCAUCACGAGAAAAUAUUUUUAAGACUCUUCAAGAAAAGAUCCGAGAAUCUGAACAAGCAUGUAAGAAUUAUCAACAAAAGAUCAAGGACCUGGAAAACCAGCUAGCUGAAGAGAAGAAAGGCAGAACCCAUCUCACGGAAACAAAUGAAAUAUCUAGAUCUUUUCGACCACCAUGUGCUCUAUCCAAGCAAAGGCCACCACUAGCUAGAAUUACAAAUAGACUACCUCCUUUGGCUCCUCCUCAUAGAACAGAAAAAUCUUCUCUUAAAAAUAUGGAGAAUGCUUGCUCAAAUAUCAAUGAUGCCACCAGAAGCUUCAAAACCAAGCAUCUUGGAAGAGCUAGAAGAAUCUCAUUGUCUCCAGUUGUUUGCAAUAUAUCAAAAAAUAGGAGGGCCUCAAUUGCUGCUACUGAACUAGAAACAUUAGCAACAUUGUCUGAGAAACAUAAUAUGAACCAUGCCAGUGUUACGACAAAACUAUCUCAGUUAAGGAUACCAAGGAGGAGAUCAGUGGCUACAUUUACUCCUUUUCAAGAGACUCCAAAAAGCAAAGAAGGGAAAUGCAUUAACAGCUUCAAAUACCCUAGCACUUCACAGUUGCAAAGCUUGUGGAAAUCCAGGGUUCCCAAUCUUCCUUCUCCAAUGCAGCAAAAUCAUAUUCAAUCCAGGCUUACCAACCUUCCUUCUCCAUUACAGCGAAAUCAACUUUUCUCUAGCGGUGCGGUAAACAGCGCUCAACAUCUGAACAAAUUAUGUUAUAGCAUUCAGAAGAGAGUCAUGUUGGGAUCACCAGCACAAGGAAGGCCAAGCAAAAUUUUGGAGUCCAGGUUUAACGAGGCUGCCCUUCAAGCAAAGGAGAUAGUAGGACGGUUUGGAACUGCUCAGCGAGUUUUGAUUAAGAACCGUAGGAGAAGUAUCAUGUAG